Messenger RNA from Amoebophrya sp. A25, 2063 nucleotides. NCBI's taxonomy places the organism in Eukaryota, Dinophyceae, Syndiniales, Amoebophryaceae. The record is from the annotation of a GenBank genome assembly.
GACGGGCCGCUUAUUGAAGAUGACAAGUUAGCAUGCUGAAUCUACGUCAGUAUUCUCCAUCUCUUGGUAGUCGCAUUGAAUGGGACAGUGUCAACAUGAUAGAAUGGUACAGCGUCAAUUUGAUCUUUUUCCUGCUCUGAGGAGAUUCGAAUUUCUUUCCUCACCCUCCAUUGUUCCUUCACUUUUACAACCUGGUCGCCCUCUGACAAGAUUUGGAUUUCCCUUUUCUUCUUUGAAGAAACUCCUCCACGUCCACCUUCCUACCUCUAAAACGAAGACGAGGGAAAACGACUCUCUGCGCGUCUCUCUACAACGUCCUUUGACAAGCUUCCAGCAUCGAUUGAAUAUUUUUUAUCCGAGGAGCUUUGCAUUUCUUUUCCUACUUGUGCUUCUUUCCUUCCUUGGCAUUCCGAUUUCUUGUAGUGCGUUUUCUUACGACUACAUCGUCAUCGGAAGUGGAAGUGCAGGCUCCGUUGUCGCGUCCAGAUUAGCCCAGCACAACUAUCAUUACGAGCUCAAUCGACAAUGACGAUUCGUUAAGAUUAAAUCGACAGGCUGAGAUCAUACAAGAGUCACGUUCCUGAGGAGCCCUUGUCGAACUGUUAGGGUGUCUAUUGCACCUUUUACUCUUCUAAUAAUCAACUCUUUUGAUCGAGGCGGGAGGGGAAAGCGAGCCAUUGACUACCUGCGACUUCUACAAUGAGCACACUCAUCAGUUUCAAACGUGGCAAUACCCGACGAAGUUUCAUGAUAAGAGGACCUUCAUAAACAACCCGAAGGAAUGGCGCGACAAGGUAGUGCAUGGCAAGGUGGCAGGGGGUACCAGCAUCGUUAACAUUAUGAUGCACCUGCAAAAUCUACCAUUUUUAUCUCUAGGACCGCUACCUACGAAACAAAAUGCCCAGGAAUCCCGGACAUUUUCUGUCGAAGUCUCUAACAGUAGUUGUCUCUUUACACCGGCUGGACUGCGUGAAUUCGAACACCUAGGGUAUCAGUGGAACGCCACCGCUUUCGCUGAAGCGUAUUUGUACUUGCAGAAGUUAUGGAGGUGCUGGAGGUCAACCAAAAUGUGCAUCACGCCACUCUGGUUGCAGAUGAAUCCAUUUUGAUGAUUUAUUUUUUCGAGGCCGAGUGAAGAAGUGGCGAGGAAGUCAAUUAUGCAUUUAUUUAUCAUGAAUUAGUCAGAUGACGUCACGACAGAGGAGCAGUGCAGUUUCCUCUAAGAACCGAGCUUCCGGUGGUACAUAAGCAGUUCCGUAAUGGCAUCUACACAGAGAUAGUCCUUCUCAAGUUGAUAGAGAAGGGUCUCUUCAACUUCGUGCACGAGAAAGAGGAAUCCAAGGAAAGAGUUGUUAAGGCUACCGCGGAAGUAUCCUCUUCCUCAGCAUCAUGAUCUUUGGGCUUUUUUAUACUUGAAAAAGAAGGCAAGGAUGCGCUCCUCAGGGAUGCGUCGCGGUAGCUCUAACAUAUUGGACCAAAAUGUUGAUGUCCUUGAAGAUCCUCACGAACAGCGGGAGGACAGAGGCAAAGCUGUUGCUCAGACAUCCCCAACAGGGGACGAGGAAGAGAAAGCGGUGGGAGAUGUUACUAUAGGUCUAAAGGAAGACGAGGUAGUGGAUUCAGAGACGGGAAGUCGGCGCAAGCAACUCACCUCAGUUACGUGUGGGCUCACAGUAGUUCAUGUCACCAACCAUCUUCAUGAUCUUGCUCUCUCUCUGUUUCCUCCUUAGGGACUAAAAAGAUGAGUUUGAGAGAUGAUCUCUCCCUCUCCCUAGUCUCUCCUUCGUUACGAGUUACUUGUUAAAAAGAUGAGUUUAUAGGAUAUGUCAUUAGAUAAAGAACUUGAUCGGAAGAUGAUUGAUCUAACACAGCCAGUAUCAAAUCGCGUGCAACGCAUCUAUUGGAUCAUAGUGGAUACCGACGUGGCUGGUGGCUUACGACAGACGAGAAUUAUAGACGGCGGACCACCUACGACUCCUUAGUCACUCAGAAAGCGCUGCCCAACCUCGACGUUUGGCUCAAUGCAACAGUCACGCGCAUACUGUUCGACAAAGAUGAGAAGU